This is a messenger RNA of Pelmatolapia mariae (spotted tilapia), 1121 nucleotides long. It is a transcript of the gene phyhip, whose product is annotated as phytanoyl-CoA hydroxylase-interacting protein. The coding region runs from base 117 to 1121 and encodes 334 amino acids. The record is from RefSeq and is a predicted model, not a curated record. Lineage: Eukaryota; Metazoa; Chordata; Actinopteri; Cichliformes; Cichlidae. The transcript is spliced from 5 exons. Gene Ontology annotation, molecular function: protein binding. Gene Ontology annotation, cellular component: cytoplasm.
CACAGAGAGAGAAACAGACGGAGAAAGAGGAAGAGAGGAGGCUGUGUGUUCGUUUCACCUCCUAAUCAGUUUUCCUGGGGGAUCUAUCAUCGGCUGCACGAUAGCAGAUUACAGACAUGGAUGCUCCCCUUUCGACCCCCUGUAAUAUCCAGAUUUGUGAGGUGACCUGCGACUCCUUCCGGAUCAUGUGGGAUAUGACCCCCGAGGACACGGCCAGAGCCACACACUUCUUCAUCGACUUAAGCCGCAAGGCCAACAGGGACCCCAACCGCUUCAAACACAGGGACGUGCCGACCAAGCUGGUGGCCAAAGCCGUGCCUCUCCCCAUGGCAGUGAGGGGACACUGGUUCCUCAGCCCGCGGACAGAAUACUGUGUUGCUGUUCAAACUGCUGUCCGACAGCCAGAUGGUGAUUACUUGGUCUCAGAGUGGAGCCAGGUGGUGGAGUUUUGCACUGGGGACUACGCAAUGGAGCACCUACAGCAGCUUCUCGACAAGGCCAAGGGCUCAGCGGGGAGGCUGCUGAAAUUCUCUGUCUUUUAUCGCAACCAGCACCCAGACUACUUUGAUUAUGUCAGAAAGGAGUGUGGAGGUCUGAUGCGUCCAGCCCUCAAAGACACCAGUGGGAGUCACGGCUCACCCAUCAGCGGCAAACUGCAUGGAGUCUUCUUCAGCUGCAACACAGAGUUUGAUACAGGGCUCCCUACCAAAGACUCCCCGUACGGACCCCUGCGGUUUCAGAUCCCGGCUGGACACCUGCUGAACCCCAACAUCUGCCUGUAUUUUGCAGACUUCUACUGCAUGUACACGGCCUACCACUAUGUGGUGCUGGUGCUUGCCCCUGUUGGCUCAGAGGGAGAUGCCUUCUGCCGCACCCGCCUCCCUAUGCUGGACUUGGCUUCCAACCCCUUUUUGACUUACACUGCCUCUCAGAGACCCGGGGAGGAGCCCUUGUACUGCCACGCCAGCGACGUCAUCCUUGAGGUGCUAUUCACCGAGCCGGUUCACUUGGAUCAGGGCGGCGUGGAGCAGAUCAGUGGGCACCAGCUUAUGAGUCUGACCACCGCCAAUGCCAAGAAAGACCCGAGCUGCAAAGUGUGCAACAUCAGCGUGGGACGCUGA